Messenger RNA from Panicum hallii, 1348 nucleotides. RefSeq names its product RING-H2 finger protein ATL79-like. The transcript has a single exon. The record is from RefSeq and is a predicted model, not a curated record. The coding region runs from base 494 to 1063 and encodes 189 amino acids. NCBI's taxonomy places the organism in Eukaryota, Viridiplantae, Streptophyta, Magnoliopsida, Poales, Poaceae.
GUUCAUCAGUCAUUUUAUUUUAUCUGCGUCCUACCUUCCAUGCGUGAUAGUUGCUGAUCCCCGGUUGCAUGGUCGAUGUGAAAUACAAAUACUGCGCAUGUGUCUAUUAGCUAGUCAGUACUAUACAGCCAAGUUCCCAGCUCGAUCCUGCAAUGGAUUACAGUCGAGGAAUGAAUUUGAGUGAUGAGUGAGGCCGCCUGGUGCCGUGCCGUGAUGUGUGAGGCUUGAUAGAGGCGGUUCGGAAAAGCUGCAACAGCCCACAUGUAAAAGGCUGCGCGCCACAUCACCCUCCCUCGUCCCCUCCUCCCUCACACCACCAGUCACCAUGGGGAUGGGGGCAGGCAUGGGGAGGAAAGGAAGGAAGAAGCCAUAAUGGUCAUCCAUAUAAAGGACGGACGGCUCCUCUAUGCUGGUAGUAGGGAAUCACUAGCAGCAGCACCGCACCACCAUCGAUCCCUCACCCAUCGGAUUCACAGCACAGCACAGGCAGGCCAUGGCCAUGGCCAUGGCGCCGCAGGGUCAGGAGCACGAGCACGAGCAGCCGCAUGGCCAGCGCCCGGCGGCGCCCACCAACCACCCCGCCGCUCCGGGCAGCACCAUCGCCACCAACCGCUGGGGCCCCUACUCGGGCGCCGGCGACUUCGCCAGCAACAUGGCCGUCAUCCUCGCCGCCCUGCUUGCCGCGCUGGCGUUCGCCCUCGCGCUCAACGCCGCGGUGCGCUACGUGCUCCGCCGAGCCCGUCGUGCUGCCGGCGGCGCGACGGAGGCGGACCCGGACCCGGAGAAGGCGGCCGUGGAGGCGCCCCCGCCGCCCCCGGCCCUGGUGUACUCGGCGGCCGGGACGAAGCUGGCGGGCGCGGCGGCGGAGUGCGCCAUCUGCCUGGCGGAGUUCGUGGACGGGGACGCCGUGCGCGUGAUGCCGGCGUGCGGCCACGGCUUCCACGCGCGCUGCAUCGAGCGCUGGCUCGCGGGGGGGCGCCGCUCGUCCUGCCCCACGUGCCGCGCGCCGCUGCACGCCGCUGCAGCCGAGGGCGCCGCAGCUGCCGCAUCGCCAUCAUCUUGACACUCCUAUGGUUUGCUUGAAUAUAAUUUGCCCAGCGGCUGGGCGACCCAGUUCCUGUUCUAAUGUUCUUGGCAGGCGACAGGUGUUGCUUGUUCUUUCUUUCCUUUUUCCUUCCUUUUGCUACUAUUAUAUAUGUAAAUAUUUAUCUCAGCAGAGCAGAGGAGAGUAGAGCAGAGACAGGUAAUUGAUCGAAGUAGAUGGAUGAUGAUUUGGUUUGAUGCCUUGUGAAUGAUUUUUUUUUUGAGAAAGUUUUUUCAAUCAAUCUGGCUAGCUGCUGCUUCUCUU